CACCAUCUCUGUCUAAACUCAACUUCAAAAUGAAACAAUAGCUUGAAGCCUUAAACGAUAAGAGAGAUAUUUUCACCCCUCUUUGAAAUAUCAUCCUUUCCCAAACGCCUCCUUCCUUCAUUCUUCAACUCCUUUUUCUCUCUCCUCCAAGCCCUCAUUCUCACUACAUAACUUCCAUUUUUAAGGUCUUCCAUGGUCUUCCAUUGAAGAUAAACCUCUAAUCCCAGAGCUUAGUUUAUUAACAAUGGCGGCUUUUACUGCCGUGUCUAUUUGUCCUUGUAGUCCCUCUUAUCGUCCUAACCAUUUGAAAAACCGCUACGUUUCCUGCUCUGUUGUCCCCCCUCGUAAUUUAAGUUCAAAUGCGACAACAGUACCGCGUAAAAGACAUGUAAGACUUGAAGGUCCUAGAAAAAGUAUGGAAGAUUCCGUAAAGCGAAAAAUGGAGCAAUUCUUUGAAGGUCCCACUGGUCCACCUCUACGUGUUCUGCCAAUUGGUGGUUUGGGUGAAAUUGGGAUGAACUGCAUGCUUGUCGGCAAUUAUGAUCGUUAUAUUCUGAUUGAUGCAGGAAUUAUGUUUCCAGACUUUGAUGAGUUUGGUGUUCAAAAGAUUAUACCGGAUACCACUUUCAUAAAAAGAUGGAGCCACAAAAUUGAAGCUGUAAUUAUUACACAUGGGCAUGAAGAUCACAUUGGUGCGUUGCCUUGGGUCAUCCCUGCCCUGGAUCCAAACACACCAAUAUUUGCAUCCUCUUUCACCAUGGAGCUCAUAAAGAAGCGUCUGAAAGAGUUUGGAAUCUUUGUCCCAUCUAGACUAAAGAUGUUUAAAACCAAAAGGAGGUUUACAGCAGGGCCAUUUGAAAUAGAACCCAUCAGGGUUACUCAUUCAAUACCUGAUUGCUGUGGAUUAGUUAUGCGCUGUAGUGAUGGUACAAUUUUCCACACUGGUGAUUGGAAGAUUGAUGAGAAACCCGUGGAUGGUAAAGUUUUUGAUCGUGUUGCAUUGGAGGAGCUUGCAAAGGAAGGAGUUACAUUAAUGAUGAGCGAUUCAACCAACAUUAUGUCACCUGGGAGGACUAUAAGUGAAAGUGUUGUGGCAGACUCACUGCUAAGGCAUAUCUCAACUGCGAAAGGAAGAGUUAUUACUACUCAAUUUGCAUCUAAUAUACAUCGCCUUGGAAGUGUUAAAGCAGCAGCAGAUGCCACAGGUCGAAAGUUGGUUUUUGUCGGGAUGUCCUUGAGAACAUAUUUGGACGCUGCUUGGAAGGAUGGGAAGGCACCUAUUGAUCCCUCUACUCUGGUUAAGGUGGAAGAUAUUGAUGGCUAUGCUCCAAAAGAUUUGUUGAUUGUAACAACAGGCUCUCAAGCAGAGCCACGUGCUGCCCUUAAUCUUGCAUCGUUUGGGAGCAGUCAUUCCCUCAAGUUGAAUAAAGAAGAUGUUAUAUUAUACUCUGCCAAGGUCAUACCUGGAAAUGAAAGUCGGGUGAUGAAAAUGUUCAAUCGCAUUUCAGAACUUGGAUCGAAUUUAGUCAUGGGUAAAAACGAGAUGCUACACACUUCUGGUCAUGCAUAUCGUGAGGAAUUGGAGGAAGCACUGAAGAUUGUCAAGCCACAACAUUUUCUUCCGAUUCAUGGAGAGCUGUUGUUCCUUAAAGAACACGAACUGCUUGGAAGAUCAACUGGCGUUCAACACACUACUGUGAUAAAGAACGGAGAGAUGCUUGGAGUGUCUCAUCUGAGGAAUAGGAGAGUUUUAUCAAAUGGGUUUGUUUCUCUUGGCAAAGAAAAUUUACAGUUGAUGUAUAAUGAUGGUGACAAAGCAUUUGGCACAUCUGCUGAACUUUGUGUUGAUGAAAGAAUUAAAAUUGCUACAGAUGGCAUAAUAGUGAUCAGUAUGGAAGUUUUACGUCCUCAUGCUGCAGAGGGUUCUACAGAGAAUUGUUUGAAAGGGAAAAUAAGAAUAACAACACGGUGCUUAUGGCUAGAUAAAGGAAAGCUUUUAGAUGCACUGUACAAAGCUGCACAUGCUGCAUUGUCUAGCUGUCCUGUAAAGUGUCCUCUGUCACAUAUAGAGCGGACAGUUUCUGAGGUGUUAAGAAAAGUGGUGAGAAAGUACAGUGGAAAAAGACCUGAAGUAAUUGCAGUUGCCACAGAAAAUCCAGUAGCAGUUCUUUCUGAUGAAGUCAAUGAACGGCUAUCUGGAAAGUCAAAGACUGGCUUCAGUCUAUCGGGAUUGCAAAAGGCAUUUGAUGGACAGCAGCAAAAGAAAAAUUCUGGAAGAGUACAAGACGUGGAAGACGAACGUCCUGUCUCUGUAGCUAGCAGUAGCACCUCACAUCUGGAGUCUGAAGAUGGUAGUGAAUUCGAUAGACUCCUUAGCAAGGUUGAUGAUGCUACUUCUACUUCUAGUUCUAAUGUAGAAGCAGGCUCUACUACCGAAUCUGAAGAUUCCGAUGGUUUGCUAGAAAAAAAUGGUGAAGUUUCUAGUUUGGUGGAGGAAUCUAUAGACAGAAGCGGACCUGUGGAAAUUAACGAAGAGGAACCUGAUGAGACAGUAAAUCGAUCCUCAAAGCGUUCAAAGGCAACAAUACGGAAUAAAUGGAAGCCUGAAGAGGUUAAAAAGUUGAUAAUGCUGCGCGGAGAUUUGCAUGAAAGAUUCCAGGUUGUAAAAGGACGUAUGGCACUUUGGGAAGAGAUAUCAUCAAGUCUUGUGGCUGAUGGCUUCAAUCGGACACCUGGACAAUGCAAAUCCUUGUGGGCUUCUCUGGUCCAAAAAUACGAGGAAAGCAAAAGUGAUGAGAAGAGCCAGAAAAGUUGGCCAUACUAUACUAAAAUGGAUAAAAUAUUAUCUAAUUUGGGGGAAGUGGUGAACUCGUGAAUCAAGCAUUUCCCAUAGCAAGAUUGCUUUUUGAUGGAUCUCCAAUUUAUCAGUUAUGAAGAUUUUACCAUUCUGAUGAUGGAUUUUGAAGACGCGUGCUGCAGACUGCAAUCAUGGAUACCACGAUGGCUGAAGCAGAAAGGGUGGAUUUCUUAUAUCUGUCUAUUAGUGGCUUAAAUUUUUGUACAGGAAUCAAGAACAAGAUGAAAAAUUGAUCAAUUUUUGACACAAGUACUAGUGUAUUAGCUUCUUAUAUCA
Molecule: messenger RNA, 3133 nt
Organism: Spinacia oleracea (spinach)
Lineage: Eukaryota; Viridiplantae; Streptophyta; Magnoliopsida; Caryophyllales; Amaranthaceae
Product: ribonuclease J
Exons: 17
Coding region: 245-2875 (876 amino acids)
Source: RefSeq, a predicted model, not a curated record